This is a messenger RNA of Vicia faba (fava bean), 918 nucleotides long. The record is from the annotation of a GenBank genome assembly. Lineage: Eukaryota; Viridiplantae; Streptophyta; Magnoliopsida; Fabales; Fabaceae.
AUGGGUGUUAACGAGAGUUUCAAGAUGAAUAAUCAACAUUUACAAGAUGAUGAUGAUCUUCCACUUCCUGGAUUUAGAUUCCAUCCUACUGAUCAAGAACUUGUUACUUUUUAUCUUCGAAGAAAACUCGACAAAAAACCUAUUUCUGUCGAUCUCAUCAAACAAGUUGAUAUCUACAAAUAUGAUCCUUGGGAUCUUCCAAAAUCGAGUGUACAUGGAGCAGAAAAGGAAGGUUACUUCUUUUGCAAAAGAGGAAGAAAAUAUAGGAACAGUAUUAGGCCAAAUAGAGUAACUGGCUCUGGAUUCUGGAAAGCAACUGGAAUAGACAAAUCAAUAUACUCAAAUGGAGGAGAAGGUAAUGACUGUGUUGGACUCAAAAAAACACUUGUUUACUACCGUGGUAAUGCUGGUAAAGGCACCAAAACCGAUUGGAUGAUGCACGAGUUUCGUCUUCCGUCUAAUAUUACCACCAACACAAAUCUUGCUCAUGCUAAAAAUGAUAAUGAUGUUUCUCAUGAAGCAGAAAUUUGGACAUUGUGUAGAAUUUUCAAAAGAAAUGUAUCACAAAGGAAACAACAAAUGGCAGAGGUGAAACCAUUAGCUACCAAGUGUGAGGCUGUUUAUGACAAGAGCAAUAGAAUGAGUAUGGAGUUCAUGCUAAAUCAACAAACAUACAUCAAUUUUGGUCCAAGCCAUGAAGAUCACCAUAACCAGGAUAAAUUAGUGUUACCAGUAAAUAAUUAUACAAGUAGUGGUCAAAGGAAUCAAUUCUCUUCAGUUGCACAGCAACCUCAACAAAUUUUAAUACCAUCUUCAAACUUUUGGAUUCAGCAAGCUGCAAAUGAGCUAUUAUCACUUGAUAAUUGGGAUGAGCUUGGGUCAGCUGUGAAGUUUGCUGUUGAUUCACCUAGUUUGUAA